AUGAUUUGGAUAUUACUCCACAAUAUACCAAUGCGUCAAUCAUAGACAAAACUUUCUUGGUUCCAUCAUGUCAAGCGAAAUGCCUUUGAACCAGCUUUCCGUGGAGACCCGUGCAAAAUUACGUUCUGCACAACUCCUUACUUCCCUACCACAAGUAGUUUCAGAGCUGUUGCAGAACUCCCUAGAUGCUGGAGCAUCUCAGGUGGAUAUCGGCGUCAAUUGCGAAGAAUGGAGCUGUUGGGUGCGAGAUAACGGUGCUGGGAUCAACAAAAGCGGUUUGACUAUGAUUGGCAAGGGAUCGGAGGAAGGAAGAUACAAUACAUCCAAAGCAUAUACACCAGCAUCCCUAGAUUCUGUUUCGACAUUUGGCUUUCGCGGAGAAGCUCUAUCGUCAAUGGCUGAAUUAUGUUGUUUGGAAAUUUCGUCACGAACAUCUCGGUCUCGGGAAAGCUGGUCUGUCAUUCUCAAGGGUGGGAAGUCUUUGUACACAGGCCCAUCGAUUCGGUGGCGAAGAGAAACCGCAGGAACCGUCGUAUGCGUCAGGGAUGCAUUCUUUAGUCUUCCUAUCCGUCGUCAAUCUCAUCCCUCUGCAGCUAAGACUAUAGAUACGAUCAAGCAGGAGCUUGAGGCGUAUGCUCUCAUGUUUCCCGACGUGUCAUUCACCCUUCAAGAUGACAGCAAAUCUAAAGAUAAUGCUUCGAGCAAAGGGCACGUUCUCCGUGUUCCUAAGACUCGUUCAAUCUUGGCUGCAUUCCGACACAUGUAUGGUCGUGCACUGACGGAGCAUGUAGAAGAGAUUGAUGCCACAUAUGGAGAUCUGAAAGUGGAGGGAUUUAUAUCCCUCGUCGGAGCACGUUCAAAGGUCCAUCAAUAUCUGUAUAUAAACAAGCAUCCGAUAUCAUUCUGCGAUCUUCAUCGCCUAAUUGACGGUAAAUUUUCGAAUAGCACGUUCGUAAAGCAUGCAUAUGAUGAAGGAGGGGAAACGAGUUUGCGAUCAUCCGUGCGCCGUUCGCCCCGCAAAGGCGAGAAGAAACCUAUCUAUGUUCUAAAUUUGGUCAUACCAACGCGACUCAUCGAUAACUGCCUUGAACCUGCAAAAUCCGCAGUUCAGAUUGAGCAAAAGAACGUUGUGACAAGUUUCGUAUCUUCUGUGAUAGAUUCAUUCUUGGUUCAACAUGGUUUCGCAUCCGGCAAACGCGGUGCUGAAGAAGGCUGUGAUUCCCCGCCCAAGAAGCGAAAAGUCUCCAUGUUUCCGGGUAGUGUGGCCCAAAACAAUGGUCACCAGCGGUCAGCAGCACCGAUGGUGUUCAUUCACCCAGGGGACUUUUCCGAGGAAAUUCCACAAACGAAGAUUUGGGAAACGGGUGAAAUCGAUGCUCGUACUGGAAAUUCAUAUCCUCAAAAUUCGCACCACAAGAUCGACGGUACGAAGACGGCUAGCGUUAACCGUUCUUCGCGAAUUUCUCGUCUUCUCAAGAAAGGCGAUGAUCCUAGCCAGGGUGAUGCAUGUUCCGGUCAUGUUCGCGAUAACAUGCCCGAUUGGUUACAAGAAGCUCUCAGUGCGAACAAUGCAUAUGCUACCACGGAACCAAAGAUUCCAUCGUUGCCGCCCUUUGCCAAUCAAGCUUCCGACGAUCAUGGAUAUCCUCUUAUGCACUCUUCCUCUUGCGCCCACACUUUUGGGUCCCCAUAUAUCCAGUUAGGAACAUCAAGCUCCGACCACGCACGGACCAGAUUUCACAAAGCAGACCUGUUGAAGGCACAGGUCAUCAACCAGGUUGACCGCAAGUUCAUCGCCUGUUUAGUUGACGUAGAUCAUUCUACUCAUCGGGGAAAUGGGAAACCCCUAGAGAAUCGUGCUGCGGGUGGCUCAACUCUGAUCCUAAUUGAUCAACACGCUGCCGACGAGCGCGUCCGAGUCGAACGCUUUUUAAGGGAGAUUUGCUCUGGUUUCCUUCGGCAUUGCGAGGGAACGGGGGGUGUCGAAGUUUCAGAACUGUCUCCUGCUGUGCCUAUAUUACUCACACGUCAUGAAGCUUUGCGCUUGGCGAGUGUCGACCAAGUACAGUCAGCAUUUGACCGGUGGGGUGUGCGCUUUGAGGGAUUGGACAAGUUGACCUCGUUGGAUUCGGAGUGUGCGGAAGAUGAAGCAAGUGGUGGGUAUGUACAGGUCUUCGUCAGAUCAAUACCUGCAAUUGUGGGCGACAAGUUACUUGUGAACGAUGAGUUGCGAGACCUUGUUAAAGGCUACCUGGGAACCCUCGAAAGCAAGGAAGCGUCCCCUCCUAACCUAUCGCAGCAACAUGACCCCGAUAACCUCAAUGACGACGAGUCGCGGUGGCUCAAGGCUCUUCGCUGGUGUCCACAGGAGCUUCUGGAUUUGAUCAACUCAAAAGCGUGUCGUGGCGCUGUUAUGUUCAACGAUCCACUUUCACUAGAACAAUGCCAACGCCUUGUGAGGCAUCUUGCUGCGACUGCAUUUCCUUUUCAAUGCGCACACGGAAGGCCUUCCCUCGUUCCUUUGACCCAUGUAAGUAUCAAGAGCGGCAGGCGAACAGCACCAGCAUUGGAUUGGGCAAGGCUGAACUGACUCACGGCGGGCUAAAGUACCAUCAUUGUGUUCGCCUCGGGGACCUUCAUUGAGGGCCGUACCAAUCUAUUUUGGACACCUUUGUUACAUACGUUGUUUCCAGUUGUUUCCAGUUGUUCAAAGGGCGUUGGCACGUGAUACCUUGGUGAUCGCGUAACAUCGGGAUGUCAAGUGACGUCAAGGUGGCGUGUGGGGUA
This is a messenger RNA of Suillus clintonianus, 2787 nucleotides long. RefSeq lists its product as uncharacterized. Gene Ontology annotation, biological process: mismatch repair. The transcript has 17 exons. Gene Ontology annotation, cellular component: mismatch repair complex. NCBI's taxonomy places the organism in Eukaryota, Fungi, Basidiomycota, Agaricomycetes, Boletales, Suillaceae. The coding region runs from base 68 to 2590 and encodes 840 amino acids. The record is from RefSeq and is a predicted model, not a curated record. Gene Ontology annotation, molecular function: ATP binding; ATP-dependent DNA damage sensor activity; mismatched DNA binding.